AUGUUGAAGUAUCUUCAAUCAAAGGAGGCUGAGGAGGAGAGGAAGAGAGCUGAAGAAGAAGAGAGAGCAAAAGAAGAAGAAAAGAAGAAAGCCCACAACAAAGAAGAGAUUGCAUCACAAGAAGAGGAGCAAGAGGAGGAUAUUGAUGAGGAUAGCUUAGCUAUGCAACAAAUGAUGGGAUUCGGUGGCUUCGACACUACCAAGGGUAAAAAGGUAGUCGGUAAUGAAGAAGGUGCUGCAAAGGUACACCAGCCGAGGACAUACAGACAGUACAUGAACCGAGUUGGUGGAUUCAACAGGGCACUUGAUAAAGCUAAGUGA
Messenger RNA from Wallemia mellicola CBS 633.66, 321 nucleotides. RefSeq names its product DUF1777-domain-containing protein. The transcript is spliced from 2 exons. Gene Ontology annotation, biological process: RNA splicing. NCBI's taxonomy places the organism in Eukaryota, Fungi, Basidiomycota, Wallemiomycetes, Wallemiales, Wallemiaceae. Gene Ontology annotation, cellular component: precatalytic spliceosome. Bases 1 to 321 code for a protein of 106 amino acids. The record is from RefSeq and is a predicted model, not a curated record.